UCUGCAGCCUCUCCUUUAAAACACUUCACAGCACAGAAACUGUGCCGACCGAGUCCUCUCUUGUGUCCAGACACUUCAGUCGAACCUCUGCUUAUGUCGUCCAAAUCAGAUUAUUAUUAGGCAGGAAAAGUGGAUCCUGACGUAACCGGUUUAUAAAUCCCGCCGGAGGAGCGACACCUCCACCACCACCAUCGCUCCCUCUGUCUACUCCAUCCUGACAACGACGGAGGCGUCCCCACCGACAACAGAGCAUGGCUCCUCGGUUCAAUUUCUGAGACGGACCGGACACUGACAUGGCGUCGUACCUGGAGAUCGCAGACGACGAGAAGGGCUUCGACUUGGACCUUUUCUGUGUGCCCAGACAUUAUGAAAAAGAUCUGGACAAGGUGAUCAUUCCUCAUGGGCUCAUCAUGGACAGGACUGAGCGUUUGGCCCGCGACAUCGUCCGUGACAUGGGGGGCCACCACAUUGUCGCUCUAUGCGUGCUGAAGGGCGGCUACAAAUUCUUCGCGGACCUGCUGGACUACAUUAAAACGCUGAACCAGAACAGCGAUAAAUCUGUGCCGCUGACGGUGGAUUUCAUCAGAGUGAAGAGCUACUGUAAUGACAAAUCAACCAACAGCGUCAAAGUCAUAGGAGGCGAUGAGCUGUCCAGUCUUUCCGGCAAGCAUGUUUUGAUAGUCGAGGACAUUGUGGAGACAGGCAGGACAAUGCAAACGUUGCUGUCCCUGCUAAAUGAAAGCAGACCCAAGAUGGUGAAAGUGGUGAGUCUCCUGGUGAAGAGGACUCCCAGGAGUUCAGGGUACAGACCAGACUACAUUGGCUUUGAGGUCCCUGACGCCUUCCUGGUGGGCUACGCUUUGGACUACAAUGAGUACUUCAGAGAUCUCAGUCACAUCUGCAUACUGAAUGACGAGGCCAAGGAGAAGUACAAAGUGUGAAGCGAUGAAGAAGCCAAUUACUCACGACUGGGACCACUGUGAUGAUCGUCCUUAAUUCUUUAUUUUUCUACACAGAAGAGCCCAAAAAUGUGCUUGUAAAUUGUGAAUAAGAAUAUUAAUUCCCCAGUCCUCCUGAAUGAAAAGCAAGAGGUUGAUUGGUUCAUUAUAAGAAGGAGGUAUUAUUUUGGUUACAACAUGAAGUGUAUUUAUUUGUUGCUCAAGGGUUUUAUGUACAUUAGAUUUAUCUUUUAAUAUUAAGAAUGUAACUCAUUGGUUGUCGCUCAUGACUGAGACUGUAUGUUCAGUGAAUAGGUAGUCUUUAGUUUGCACUUAAUGUCCAUGUACUGUAUCAUAUUCACUUUAUGCCAAGUGACUGACGACUGAUUGAGAAUCUACGUACUGUAUUGUUUUAUUUCAGAAAUGGCAUUUUCAUCAUGGACCUGCAGUUGAAACAAAGAAUACUGUUCCGCUCUUUUAUUGCACACAUUCAGGUUGGCCAGCAGAGGGAGCAAUAAGAAUAAAACUGCAGAGAAUA
Messenger RNA from Dunckerocampus dactyliophorus (ringed pipefish), 1476 nucleotides. It is a transcript of the gene hprt1l, whose product is annotated as hypoxanthine phosphoribosyltransferase 1, like. The record is from RefSeq and is a predicted model, not a curated record. Bases 294 to 941 code for a protein of 215 amino acids. Gene Ontology annotation, biological process: guanine salvage; GMP salvage; purine ribonucleoside salvage. Lineage: Eukaryota; Metazoa; Chordata; Actinopteri; Syngnathiformes; Syngnathidae. Gene Ontology annotation, molecular function: hypoxanthine phosphoribosyltransferase activity; magnesium ion binding. The transcript has 9 exons.